Acanthoscelides obtectus is the source of this 246-nucleotide messenger RNA. Lineage: Eukaryota; Metazoa; Arthropoda; Insecta; Coleoptera; Chrysomelidae. The record is from the annotation of a GenBank genome assembly.
GGGAAAGGGGGAACGCCACACGGACUCUGGCGAGGGAACACGUGUGCAUCCAACAUGCACACAUUCUGGCUCCGCCUACGAGAUCCGCCGGGUGGUACCUCCGCGUUCGACAGUCAGAGACCGUCUACCGCCUACGGACAAUCACAACAUCCAUAGCCAAGAGAAAAAUUUCUCCUGGGACGGGACUCGAACCCGCACAGCACCGAAGAGUCUACUACUGCGGCCACCGCUGCUGCCUGCUGCCUA